GCUGAGGGAGGGAUGCUCUCGCGCGCCGCUGCCGCGAGGAUGCUCAAGUCGGCGGGCGACCGAUUCACCCCCGAGUGGCAAACGGCUCUUCAGUUUUAGGACAAGGCGAAAGAAACAGUGUCGAGGAUUCCGUAGCUGGAAAGCAGUAUGUCGCUGUCGAAAAAAUAAUUUUGAGGGACGUGUACUGAAAAUUGCGUAGAGGGAACGCAAGUGCCUCAGUGUUGCCAAGUGGACUCCGCCUGCGGUCGCCGGAGAAGUGGAUGUUCAGAGAUUUGGGCAAGGUACUUUUUUGCAUCGUACAAGUCAACGUUCCUGGAGAAAAAACCUUGGUUUUUUUGCAGCAGUGAGCCAUGGGCAGAACUGUGAUCUUCAUUCCAUUACUGUCCACCUGUCUGAUUCUAACUGGGUGCAACUUUUCCUUAGGAAGCCAGUUUUGUCCAGCACAGUGUGUCUGUGAAACUCGACCAUGGUACACUCCUCAGUCGGUGUACCAUCAGGCCAAAACUGUGGACUGCAAUGAACUGCAUCUCAGUGGUGUACCUUGGAACAUUUCUGGUGACACUCAGGUACUGCUUUUGCAGAGUAAUAACAUCUCCCAGAUAACUGUGGAGCUCCAGAAUCUUAUCAAUCUCACAGAACUGGACCUUUCACAAAACCACUUUGCAAAAAUUCAGGACAUUGGGCUGAAUAACCUGACACAGCUCAUCACCCUCUACUUGGAGGAGAACCAGGUGACAGAUCUACCUGAUUUCUGUUUGAUGGACCUGAUUAGUUUAGAAGAGCUCUACAUUAACCAUAAUCAGAUCUCUUCCAUUGGUCCAAAAGCCUUUUCUGGCUUGGGGAACCUCCUACGACUUCACCUUAACUCCAAUAAGCUGGUAGCCAUAGAUAGCCGCUGGUUUGAGUCCCUUCCAAACCUAGAGAUUCUCAUGAUUGGAGAAAACCCCAUACUGGGAUUGCAGGACAUGAAUUUCCAUCCCCUUACCAAACUGCACAGCCUGGUAUUGGCUGGCAUGGGGCUCAGAGACAUUCCGCCAGGUGCGUUUCAGGGGUUGGACUACCUUGAGAGCCUGUCUUUCUUUGACAACAAGCUGACAACAGUGCCAACAGAAGCACUUAGUGUUCUACCCAACCUUAAAUUUCUGGACCUCAACAAGAACCCCAUUGUCCGGGUACGGGAGGGUGAUUUCAGAGACUUCCUCCACUUGGAGGAAUUAAGUCUGAACAACAUGGAGGAGCUAAUGGCUGUGGAGAGGGGAGCCUUUGUCAACCUUCCAGAGAUGGCCAAGUUGGAAAUCCGCAACAACCCACAUCUGUCCUACAUUGAUCGUGCUGCUUUCCAAGAUGUGGUAGGCCUGCGUACCUUACUGGUCAGUAACAAUGACCUCACCCUCCUGCCUCGUGAGCUUUUCUCUUCCUUCCCUAACUUAGAUGAGGUCAGUCUCCACUCCAACCCAAUCAGGUGUGACUGCCUUUCUAUUUGGGGAUCUGCUCUGGGCAAUCAGUCUACCCUGAGGCUUCUGGAGUCCCAGAUCACUCUCUGUGUCUCCCCACCCGAUCUAAUUGGGCAUACCCUGCAAGAGGUGGUUGCAUCAAGUUGGAAUACUGCGAGCAACACCUGCCUUCCACUCAUUUCCCUUCACACUUUCCCCUCGCAACUCAAUGUCACUGCUGGACAACCCCUGACGCUAGACUGCUGGGCAAUGGCUGACCCUGCGCCUCAGUUCUACUGGGUGACACCAGCUGGGGAUAAAGUCACCACAGAAGCUGCUUCACCAGUUUUGACAGAUGGCAGCAGCUCAAAAAAACACAGGCUACAAGAUCAGGGAGCUCUGGAGAUCCUCCAAGUGGAACCAGCAGAUGCUGGUCUCUAUACAUGCGUUGCAUGGAAUUCGGAAGGAGCAGAUACACGCAGUGUUACAGUUUAUGUGGACAACAGUGACUGGCAUAGUGUUGGGCAUCGAGGUGGGGAGCAAGGCUUUGGAAAUGCCACCGGAACACUAAUUGUCAUGGCCAAAAUCAUCCAUUCCCAGUCUGUGGUUCUUGAAUGGAAACUUUACCCACGUGCAAGCCUGUCAAGCCAUGAGGUGGCACAGCCUAAAUGGGCCAGUGCUACCAUGAAGAUUGACAACCCGCAGAUCAGCUACACUGCCAAGGUACCUGUUGAUGUCCAGGAGUACAACUUGACGCACCUACUGCCUUCCACGGAAUACCAGGUCUGUCUUACCAUGGCAACCUCGGAGCAUGAGACCCAACGUUCUUGCAUCAAUGUGACUACAAAGGAAGCCAGCUUUGCUGUUGAGAUGGUGGCCCAGCCUACCAAUGUAGCAUUGGCUGCAGUGAUGGGCUCCAUGUUUGCCAUCUGCAUCAUGGCCUUGCUGGUGUUCUAUAUGGGCCGCCGCAUGAAGCAGAAGUCGUGCCACCACUCUCUGAAAAAGUACAUGCAGCAUGCAACGUCAAUCCCUUUGAAUGAACUCUACCCUCCUCUUAUCAGCCUCUGGGAGAAUGAGGCUGAGAAGGAGAAGGAAGGCCCAGCUGACCCGCAGAACUCACAGAUAGACACAUCUAAGACAUACAUGUGGUAAUGUAAAGCUACGCAGAAGACAGAACAAACAUUCGAACCAACGUAUGACUUACACUCUGAUAAUUUUUUGUCCACUUUUGAGAUUUAAAAUUAAGGUAUAAUGUCAUUGUGGAAAAAAAUCUGAUUAAUUUUAGCCUUUAAAUGUCCCAUGAUUCCCCUACAUGUGGACACACUUUGAAAUGGCAGGUGCCGUACUGAAUUCCUUUGUAGUGGUUAAGCAGUGAAAUCCUGUGGUAUGUUGAAGAUGCUUGAGGUGUGGGAGCUAUCUGAGGUGUAAAACUGAUACUCCACCCUUGACUAACAUGCUGUGAAUACAAAGGAUCAGUAUCUUUCACUGUACAGUAUAACAUCCAUCUAUCCAUCCAUCCAUCCAUCCGUAAUAUCUUGUCCAUAGCACGGUUGCAGUGAUCCAGAUCCUACCUCAAUGAAAUCAUAGGGCAUGAAGCAUGAUAUAACCCUACACGGGAUUCCAGUUUAUAACAAAACAGAUUGUAUCAUUUUGAGUUCUUUACCUGAGAUGGACUGGCCUAGGACCCGGUGAUUCUGGAAGAGGCUUAGAACUGCUGCAACCUUGACGAGGACAAGCGGUUAAUGAAAGUGAGUGAGAGAAUUAUCACUGAAAAAAACGAUCUUACUUUGGCUGGGGCAGUUUGUUAAUUCAGCUGCUGUCCUCAAUGUGCUAGUCGCCAUCUCCAUGGUUAGAUCUUCAGUGAAUCUCGGUGGACUUUACCUUUGCUCCCAUUUUAAGGCAGAACUGGCAACAGGGAUUGGCCAAUUGCUGUGGUAAGAUGUUGUGAAUAACUGGGGUUUUAGGUGAUAAUCUAUUACAAAGUAUUCUACGGCCAGCAAUGGUUUCUGUUAGCAAAUGCAUGUGAUGACUACAAGGUAUCAGCUCACUCAUUUACAUUAUUAAUUUGCCCACGUCAAGCCUGUGGCAGUCUGGAGCCUUCUCUGGAAGCAGAGGGCACAAGGCCAGGAAGGGUAUAUCCUAGAUAGAAUGCCAGUUCAAUGCAUGGUAGCCAAACACACACAUUCAUUCACACACAAAGGGUAAUUGAGAG
This is a messenger RNA of Scleropages formosus (Asian bonytongue), 3645 nucleotides long. RefSeq names its product leucine-rich repeat neuronal protein 1. NCBI's taxonomy places the organism in Eukaryota, Metazoa, Chordata, Actinopteri, Osteoglossiformes, Osteoglossidae. The transcript has 2 exons. The record is from RefSeq and is a predicted model, not a curated record. The coding region runs from base 351 to 2585 and encodes 744 amino acids. Gene Ontology annotation, cellular component: plasma membrane. Gene Ontology annotation, molecular function: protein binding.